CCUAUACAAAGACUCCAAUGGUUAUGCAAUGAUGGGGAUAGAGUCACACGCGAGCGUUGUGACGUCCGUAUGCUGGUCUCGGCUCUAGAGGCUAGGCACUCUGAUGCUGUUGCUACUCCUUUACCACCCUUGUUGCUGUGUACAGUGCCUAUGACACCAGCUUGUGAGAUGCGAGUGUUCAUACCGCGUCAAGGGGAAGGAGAGCCAAUCCGUCUGAAGUCGUUGUACCCGAGGAGGGUUGCUGGUACUGGCCCUGUAGAGUUACGAAUGAGCACCUCAUAUCUACCCGAAGGGCAUGUCUAUUCGGUGGUAUUCACCAGUCAAUGGGACUCGGGACAAACGUUUACCGCUGAUUGUGCUGUAAAUACAGACCGUAUGGGAGUAGUCCUGAUGGCGCCCUCAGAGCUCCUUCAUACUGCAUGGUUCCAAUACGGUAACGAUCUAUAUGAUGUUCAUCUUGUUAUCGACCGAAAGUAUCGCUCUGAAAAUCGUCGUGCCCUCACGGUCCAGUCUCCGAGUGAGAUAGGAAGCUCCUCUAGUGGCACUGAGGGCUCCCUCAGCUUUGAAGUGUUUGAUAUGGAGAGAGGCAGCAAUGAUAUAGACGGCACGUCUCCUUAUCGUAACACGCCAACAAACUGGACUCCUUUAUCUGAGUGAAGAAACAAGUCUUCUAUCGCAGUACCUAUCUUGAUCGAUUCCUCUUGUGUCUCUCCUCGUUGCUUUCCGGGUAUAUUAUCAUUAUUAUUUUUAUUAUUAUGAUUGUCAUAAUUCAACGAGGAGGUUCAGUCAGCAUAUUGAAGCCAGUGGAGUUUAGUAGUGUGUAGUCCGUGUAGCAUUGUCUAUGGUGCUUGUAUGCAUCUACUACUAUUCUGCUACUACUA
Messenger RNA from Perkinsus marinus ATCC 50983, 881 nucleotides. RefSeq lists its product as hypothetical. NCBI's taxonomy places the organism in Eukaryota, Perkinsozoa, Perkinsida, Perkinsidae. The record is from RefSeq and is a predicted model, not a curated record. Bases 70 to 657 code for a protein of 195 amino acids. The transcript has 6 exons.